AUGAGAGGUGCAAAACCGCCCCCUUAUGAGGCUGUGCCAGCUGAAGAACAAGAUUCAGUAGCGGCCCAGGCAACUGUUGAGCAUUCGCUGGUCAAAAAUAAUGAACACGACAAACCCCCACCGCAGUCGUUGAAUCAUUCCUGGCUAGAGAGACUUUUGCGUCUAGCUUUUGAUUUGAUUAUUGCCGUGAUCGCGCUCCUCUUCGCUGCUUUUGGCAUCAUGGUCCUUCAAGCCGACGGAGAUCCCGCGGGUCCAGGUACAAUGGGCGCCAAACUUUUCACGGUGUCUCAAUAUACACCUACUGUUUUCCCUGUCUUGUUUGCUGCCAUCGCUGGCAGCAGUAUGAAAAGCAUCGCGGCCUGGCGUGUCCAGACUAGUCAAGGAGCUACUAUUGGGUUUAUACAGCAGUGUCUCGGCAGCCAGACGAUUUCGAGUGCCUUUCUGGUCCAGAUUCGUCUCCGAGCCCUCAACGUUUUUGCUGUCUGCACUCUCAUAUUAUGGUGUCUGUCUCCACUGGGAAGCCAAGCAUCGCUCCGGGUUAUUUCGAUCGUGCCCAAUUACCCAAGCACCUCGAUCAACCUUACUACUGCGAAUACAUUCACUGAAUAUCAAUAUGGUCUUAUUGAUGGCGCUGAAAUGGCUAUGACGACCAUAACAAAUCCUGUCAUUGCCUCUAUAAUGUCAACUACGCUGCUCAGGAGCCGCAACCAGGACCUCUGGGGCAAUAUUCGCUUCCCUGUGAUCAAAAACCUCUCAAACAGCAGCUCUGACUGGAUGGACAUGCCUGCGAACAGUGAGUUGACCUACGCUUCUCUCGUUGGUUCCCCGGUCGCCGAUCUAUCUACCUCGGGUAACACAUCCUUUACACUGCCAGGCUCUUACUUGUCUAUCUCCUGUCCCGAUUUUAGUCUGGUGAAUCAGACCGGCUUUACCAAUUUCACAAAUUCUAGUGCUCCUGCGCCUGGCAACAACGCAGAUUGCAGCUGGAUAGUCUCUGAAGGGGGCACUCAAUACCAGAUUGCCAUUUCAGACCCCUGCCCUGGCUUCAACACGACCAUUGGUACUGGGACUCGAUAUGCCCGCAAGUUCGUAUGGGAAUCCGCUGACGGGUACUUUAUAAAUAACGGGAUCAAUCCUGAUCUCUAUACUCAGGCUACGUGCGACCUGACUACAACAUUUGUGGAUGUCAAUGUAACGUGUACCGGGAGUUCUUCCUCCAAUUCUGCUGGUAGCACUUGUACCCUGUCCUCCGUCCGCCGCUCGCCCACUCCGCCAGCAGAUGGUAACUGGACUGUUCUUGACCUGGGUGGUGAUAGCUACAGCUAUCGGGAGGAUGCCAAUGCAGUUCUGACUGUUAUCACCGAGUUGUUCCCUGAUGCACAAUUGGGUGGUGGCCAGCAACCCAUCAUAUCCUAUCUGAUUGACCCAAUUAGCGCCGUGGGAAAUUAUCAGGGGACGUCAGUCUAUUCAGUUGGUCGCUCAGUAUUCGAAACACGUAUAGGCCAGAUUUUCAAUGCAGCCCUUUACCUUGGGAUUAGUCCCUCGGCAUUUACUGGCUCAUACAAUGACUCGAGUGAUCUGCCUAGUGGGGGCCGGCUCAGUUUGAAUGCUACAGUCACCACGCAGCACGAUGUUGUGAGGUGUAGCCGGGGUUGGCUCGGUGUGCUCAUUAUUGCAUCAUUUGGAAUCUUUGUCUUUGCACUAAUGGGUGCGAUUCUGCGUAUCAUGACGUUGUCUCCGGACGUUCUGGGGUCAGUAUCUGCUAUCUUUCUAAACAACAGGAUAACAGGGAUUACCGGGGCCUCGACAUGGUCUUCCGAUGAGUGGACUAGGCAUCUGAAGGAUGAGAAGCUAUAUCUGGGAGAUGUUGAGCCUACGGCUGAAGUGGGUUGCAUUGCGCUGGCAACUUCGUCAGAUGAUGUGCCAGUGGGUCAGAUAAAGAAGGGUCGGGACUAUACUUGA
Messenger RNA from Penicillium malachiteum, 1962 nucleotides. RefSeq lists its product as uncharacterized. Lineage: Eukaryota; Fungi; Ascomycota; Eurotiomycetes; Eurotiales; Aspergillaceae. Bases 1 to 1962 code for a protein of 653 amino acids. The transcript has 2 exons. The record is from RefSeq and is a predicted model, not a curated record.